CAGUCCAAACGGAGGGGAAAAAGAAAGAAAUGCUGCGAAAUGGAGUGAAGAAGCUGACUCUUGAAACCUCAUCCGCAGCAAUCGGAUUCACUUCACUUCUUUCAGCUCCUGAUUUCCUCCAUUAUUCUAGAGAUCAUCGUUCAGUAUAUAAGGUUCUUGAAGCCUGCAGGCUUUCCUCAGAUUAUAAGGCUGCAAGUGCAAUCCACGCAAGAAUCUUUAAACUAGGGUAUGGGACUUAUCCAUCUCUUGUAGCUUCUUUGGUAUCGACUUAUUUGCAAUGUGAUCGCCUUCUUCUUGCUCGGAAACUUCUCGAUCAAGUUUUUCGUUUGGAUUUUAAUGUGGUCAUUGUAAACUUAGUUAUUGAACAUCUAAUGGGACUUGGAGAAUAUGGUUUUGCAAAGAAGUGCUUCCAUAAAACGCCUGUCCGGGAUGUGAUCACAUGGAACUUAAUGAUCGGAGGAUAUGUUAGAAAUGCACGCUUUGAAGAGGCUUUAAGCUUCUUUCGUGAGAUGCUUGACUCAAAUGUGGAGCCGGAUAAGUUUACUUUUGCUUCGGUUAUGACAGUGUGUGCACGACUUGGAGCUAUUAAUCAUGCUUUAUGGGUGCAUCGUUUGAUGACCAAGAAAGAAAUUGAACUCAAUCCCAUACUUAGUUCGGCAUUAAUAGACAUGUACUCAAAGUGCGGUAGAAUUCAAACUGCAAAGGAAGUUUUCAAUAGUGCAGACCACAGCGAUGUGUCUGUUUGGAAUGCAAUGAUUAAUGGGCUCGCAGCUCAUGGGCUUCCGUUCGAUGCAAUUGCAGUGUUCUCAAAGAUGGAAGUGGAAAAUAUUUUUCCUGAUUCAAUAACUUUCAUUGGAAUCUUAACUGCAUGCAGUCACUCUGGUUUAGUUGAAGAGGGUCGGAAAUAUUUUAAUUUGAUGAGUAGCCGCUAUUCAAUUGAACCCCAAAUUGAGCAUUACGGGGUGAUGGUUGACCUCUUUGGUCGAGCUGGCCUGCUAGAAGAGGCUUAUGCUGUUAUUGAAGCAAUGCCUGUGGAGCCAGAUGUUGUCAUUUGGAGGGCACUUUUAAGUGCUUGUAGAAUUUAUCAAAAACCAAAGCUGGGUGAAGUUGCCAUUGCGAAUAUGUCACGUCUUAAGAGCGGUGAUUAUGUCCUGCUGUCAAAUAUGUACUGCUCGAUGAAGAGAUGGGAAAGCGCUGAACUAGUCAGAGAAUUGAUGAAGAAAAAGGGUAUUCGGAAAAUUAGAGGAAGGAGUUGGAUUGAGUUAGGAGGAGUCAUUCACCGCUUCAAGGCCGGGGAUAGAUCUCACCCUGAAACAGAGGGACUAUACAAAGUGUUAGAUGGGUUGAUACGACGGACAAAGUUGGAAGGGUUUCUUCCUCAAACGGAUUUGGUUUUAAUGGAUAUCUCCGAAGAGGAAAAAGAAGGAAAUUUGAAUCAUCAUAGCGAGAAGCUGGCACUGGCCUAUGGAAUCCUAAAAACAAGUCCUGGAAGAGAAAUUAUGAUAUCAAAAAACCUCCGGAUCUGUCAUGAUUGCCACAAUUGGAUAAAAUUGGUUUCAAAAUUGUUAAUCAGAGUGAUUAUUGUUAGAGAUCGAAUUCGUUUUCAUCAGUUUGAAGGCGGUUCAUGUUCAUGUGAAGACUAUUGGUAGCGAAUUUAUUCCUUUUUGUGCCUAUAGACAAUGUGGAGCAGGUUGGUCAGGAUUGAGGGUUCUGCUGGAAUGUGGUUUUCCUAGCGCAUUCGCUCGGUCUACCUCAAUAGGACCAAUGAUUGGGUGUCUUGCUUAAAAUUCAUGGAAUUAGUCAUGUAAACAGGGGACUAUUCUCUGUUCAUUGCUAUUAAAACCGUACCUGAUCUUUCACCCUCCACCAGUGCUAAAGAAAGAAACAAGUAUAUGAUGCCAAUGGAUUGUAACAUUGCUUGGAAGAGGAUCAACACUUAGGGUGAGUUUGGAUGGGCGGUGCGUUUGCCUGCGGUUAGUGUAAAAACAGCGGUGGCGGUGAGAUUAGAUACUAUAGCGAUACUGUAGCGUAAGACAAAAAGUAAGCUAAACGCACCGCACCGCACCCAAUCGCCCAUCCAAACCCACCCUUAGUCGGAUAUCUGGAAUCAUGCUUGUCAUCAUACUUAACAAUUUGGAGCUUUUUGGGUAAUCAGCUCAACUUUCACUAGGUUUUUAUCAUUAUUCAUUGAUGGUAUAGAUAAACUAUUUCGGGCUAUAUGACUUCGACUCUUCAUUUUUUCUUACCGUGCUUCUGUCUUAUGUUUACCUGAGUAUAGGGACGAGGAUCGAUCUGGAAAAACUUUACAAAGUCUAACGUACUUGUGUUAGAUACGAACUCUUAUCUGACAUUCACACCCGAGAGGCUAAUAAACUUCACCAGCAAUUAUUUGAUUAACCCUGCAUAUUAGCUAUUUCAACACUGUGAGAGUAUGUUGAUAUCUUCAGCUAAAUUUUCUAAUAACCCUCGUUGCUGUAAUUUUAAGUUGUAUUGUUUGCCAUUUUACUGAUGUUGUAAUUUUUUUUUUUGUUAUUAUGCCUUUUGAAAGUAUUAUUAUUAUUAUUAGUAUUACUUUGAUCAUGUAAUUUUAUACACGACAUUUUGAUUUGAUUCAGUUUUCACUAAUCACUAACAAUAUUAUUAAGCAAA
Gossypium raimondii (Peruvian cotton) is the source of this 2649-nucleotide messenger RNA. RefSeq names its product pentatricopeptide repeat-containing protein At5g50990. Gene Ontology annotation, biological process: RNA modification. The transcript has 2 exons. Lineage: Eukaryota; Viridiplantae; Streptophyta; Magnoliopsida; Malvales; Malvaceae. The record is from RefSeq and is a predicted model, not a curated record. The coding region runs from base 30 to 1649 and encodes 539 amino acids. Gene Ontology annotation, molecular function: protein binding; RNA binding; zinc ion binding.